Messenger RNA from Phlebotomus argentipes, 3487 nucleotides. Its product is annotated as synaptophysin-like. Bases 342 to 986 code for a protein of 214 amino acids. Gene Ontology annotation, cellular component: synaptic vesicle; synaptic vesicle membrane. Lineage: Eukaryota; Metazoa; Arthropoda; Insecta; Diptera; Psychodidae. The record is from RefSeq and is a predicted model, not a curated record. The transcript is spliced from 4 exons.
UUCGUUCGUUGAUUUGUGGAUCGCAGGAAAAUCUCUGGUUGUCUUAAGUUGGGUGGUAGUUGACAUGAGCUCUUAGAGUGUGUUUAGCAAGAAAGUUCUGCAAUCAAUCAAUUUCUCCCGAUAAAGCAAUAAUAAUACAAUCAGUAGCGUCAAAAAGUGAUAAGCAAGUCCUCUGACACCCAACUAAUCCACCGAAUCUUGCAGAGUGCUGUGUUUUCCUGCUGAAAUCGUUUUUCAGCUUCUUCGUCGAGGCGUGGCUUUUUGUCACUGCGAAUCCCAGACAAUCGGUAAAGAGCGCUCAGCUUCUGAAUCACCCUCCGGAGAACGUCAAGAGGACAACAAUGGUGAGCUAUACACUGGCACCCUUCCAGGAGCCCCGCGGAGUGAUGAGAAUUCUCCAGUUUAUCUUCGCCAUCUGCUCCUUCGCCACCACGGUGAACUUCACCAACACCCUGACCAUGACCAACUGCGACAAUGGCACCACCACGCGCAGCUGGCCACUUGAGUAUCCCUUCCGGUUCGGGGCGGAAGUGUGUAAGAAGAGCAACGGCGAACCUCUCUUCAUCUCCGCCAAUGUGACUUCGGAUGCGCAAUUCUACGUGGCCACAGGAGUUCUCUCGCUGCUGUAUUGUGUCUUUAUAAUCGCCGUCUAUGCCAUGAUUGAUGAGCUGUACAAGAGCAAGACGGAGAUUCCACUCGCCGACUUCAUGCUCACCACCGUCUUGGCCGUCUUCUGGCUGUCCGGCAGCGCUGCCUGGGCCAAUGGCGCCACUGCCCUCAAAGGUGUCACCGAUCCCACCGAGCUCAAGCGCAGUUGCGGCAAUUUACCAGGCUGUACGGUGACCGUGGACAGCUUCUCGCGCCUCAACAUUUCACUCAUUUUCGGCUUUCUCAACUUCUUCCUCUGGGCCUCGGAUCUCUGGUUCCUGUACAAGGAGACCAUCUGGUUCCAGUCACGACAGCCCGCUUCAUCGCCCGGUGUGUAAGAAGUGAGAGAAGCUGUCUGCGCGCGUGUGCUAUUCAAUCAUCAUAUCUCGGCGGAAAGUGGCCGAUCGAAGCUGAAGAUGCCAUAGGCGGAUUCUUUUGUUGCGUAUCUUGUAUGAUUUUUCCUGAUAUUACUUUCUUUGGUCUCCAUUCGAUUACUUUGCCUGUCAUGAAUGCACAAAUCAACUAGUCAGAGUCAGCUUUCGGGCUGGACUAUCAAACUUAAUUGAUUUAGCGAUGCGAUUUUGUAUAUUAAGCAGUGCGAAUGCAGUCACGACCUGUUGAAUGAUCAAGAGAGUGGAUAAAUUGAAUUUCUUAUGAGACGAGACGCUCGCGGAGUUGGAAAGAUCAAUUUGAUUGUGUCAUGAGAGUCAUUAGCGUCUUCUGAAGCAAUACAACAGAUUUGAAGGUUGACAAUUUGCUUUCUUGGUCAUUUGAUAGGAAUUUUUAUUCGGGUCCACGAAACAUGAUGAUUUUAUUUUGCCUUUUACAUCAAUCUUAAGAAUCACUUUGAGUUCAAUUUAGUUUUUUUUUAUAUACACAAUAACUUAGUGUUUUUCUUCAGUACUUUGUGAGAGGAGAUUUUCUUUUUUGAAGAGAUGAUAAACCAACUGAAUUGUUUUUAUAGUUGAUUACAAAGAAGUAUGAUUAAUCCGAGUGAGGAAAAUACAAUAAUAAAGCCAUUUGUAUUUGGAAUGGCGGAGUUUUAUCUCAAGAUUUAUACACAAUCACACAAUUUAGAAGUUUUUUCUAGUUGUAAAGAUUCUAUGAUAGAUUUUAAAUGCAUUAUUGUAAGUAUUUCUUUUAAAUUCUUUUCUUUCAACAUAUAAUACUUGAUAAGUUUCUAACUCUAACGCUAAAACUUAACACAAUAACAUAUUUUUCUACCAAUUUGGAAAGGGAUGUUGAAGGUUGGUUUAUUUUGGAAUGAGAAGGUGAAGAAGGAGGAGGAAAAAUGAAAAACUAUUUACACAUUGAUAUACAAUCUUGAGAAUGACACAAAGACAUUUUUCUACCAAUAUAUGUAUUUCUUGUAAUACUUUUUUAUUGACAUUGAUGAUGGGAAGAAGUGUUAAUUGAGGGAUCAGAAGAGGGUAAAAAUGAAGCGGAUGAAUAAUUGCAUAACACGGUAUUGUCUCUACCUCUUGCAUAUCUUUUUGGAUAAACAGCAUUUCCCACACGAUUUUCAACUAUUGUUUGUUUUUCCCUCCAGUUUUCUGUGUUUUCUUCUUAACCAGUUUUUCCAGAGAAACGACGACAAAUUGUUAGAGGAAAUAGUAAAAAAAGAAAAUGACGAGAUAUAUACAUAUUUUAUCGAGAAAGACUUUAAAAAAGAUCAAUAUAAAUAGAGUAGUAUAAUUAGAAAUGGGAAACAUACUAUCAUAAAAGGAUAAUCUCUUGUUAUUGGUUUUUUGGUGCCAAAAUUAGACUGUAUAUGAACUAUGGAGACAAGAAUAAUACAAUAGCUGACGACAAUUCUUUGUGUGUGCAGUGAAAUUGCUCCAAAAUAGAGUCUAAUGACGAUUAUUAAUAUUGCUAAUAAUGAAGUAAAGUUAAAAUAAAAAAAAUGUAUUAUCAAUGAGACAAAGAAGAGGGAAAUAAAACGUAAAUAUAAUAUCAAAAAAGGCAUUGGAGAAUUGUUUAGCUAGAUUAAAUACAGCAUUUUGGCAGGAAAUAAGAGCCAAAAGCUUCACACUGCAGAUAAAAGAUGCGUAAAUGUGCGGAAAAUCAUAGAACAAAGUAUAGCUUCAUGUUGUGCUUCAUGUUAUUUGUGAGCGAAAAUGAUAGAGAGAUGUAAAAUGUAAAUGUUAGCGACAGAGCGGAAAAUGAAGAAUGAUUUAUCCAAUUCCACAGAGCGGGAAAAUUGUAUCAAUUCUGAUUAUUUUUUUUAUUCAUAAAAGACUAAUUUAUAAAUGGCUUUGGAGGUGUGAUAGAGAUUUUUUCUGUUACGCAUUUCUGGGGGGCAUUUUGAGUGUGUUUUUUACGACGAGACAACUCGCAAAAGGGAGAUAAAUUGUAGGAGAAAUGGUCGUAAAAGAGUUAUACUGACCUUUGGGCUCUUUUCUCCGUGAUUUCCACUGUUUUAUCAUGCUGAAAUUUGCGUGGAAAAUGUAAUGAAACUGUUUUUAUCACACCUCAAGUCAUUUCUUUUGAUUAUAUAAUGUAGAUUAGAAGUACAUUUGCUCCAAAUUAGAUUGGUAGACAGAGAGGAAAUUAUUCCUCUAAAUUAUUUUCCUUAUACUUUUUGCCGUAAUAAUUUUAUUGACAAAAUGAAUAAAAGAAAAAUGAAUGUAUUUUUGACUCAAUGGCCAUCAUUGAGCCAUUGUUAUCUAAUUAAUAGUGUUGUAGAGUGGAGAAGAAUCAUUCACCAAUUUAGAUAUUUAAACUUACGUGUCAUGUACAUAAGGUGAAUAAUAAUUAGACUUAUUUAUUAGCUAAGACGUACAAAAGAUAAUGAUGAAUAAUAACAAUAAAGAUGAGACGCGUUAAUGAGUGUUCAAAA